This is a messenger RNA of Didymodactylos carnosus, 840 nucleotides long. NCBI's taxonomy places the organism in Eukaryota, Metazoa, Rotifera, Eurotatoria, Philodinida, Philodinidae. The record is from the annotation of a GenBank genome assembly.
AUGACUUCAUCGCAACCAUCAAAAAUAAGCACAACCAUACUAGCUGCUGCUGUACCGAUAAAUCCAUCCGAAGUAUCGAGAAAUUCAUCCGAUAUGCUACAAUAUUUGAAAACUGGUAGUAAACUAAUUAAGCAUACCGCUACUGGGAAAACAAAUCCGAGACAAUAUUAUUUGUUGAAAAGCGAAGAUAUUGUUUCUUGUGAUGAACCAGACACGUUAUUUACAAAAUCAACUAACUAUCUUAUAAAUGCAAUAGACGAAAUUCGAUGUGGUUAUAAUUCGAGUACAUUUAAAACAUUAUUACAAAACAAACUUGUUCAUAAAGAUAAUGUAAUUGAAUUGAAUGAAGAGUUCCAUUCAAAAAGAUUUUUAGCAGCUCAGGACGUUCCCUCUUGGAUAAUAAAUCAUUUUUAUUCUGCUGAUAAAGACGGAUCUGGAACAUUGACAAAACAAGAAUGUCAACGUUUAUUGACAGACGUACUAAAUACAAAGAUGUCCAAUAGUUUAUUUCAAACAAUGUUCAAACAAGCUGACGUCAGUGGUGAAGGUUUAUUAAAUCAGGAAGAAUUCAUUGUGUUCUUCAAAACAUUAACAAGACGACAAGAUUUAUUUACAAUUAUGCAGAAUCAUGUUCAAAAUGGUGAAUCCAUGACAAGUGAUACAAUCAAGAUGAGUGCUCAAGAGUUAACCAACUUUCUGUUAACUGUCGAACGUGUUAGUCAUUUAAUAGAAUUUGAUAUUGUUGAAGAUCGAGCCAUAAAAUUAAUUCAACAAUUUGAAGUCGAUGUAGCAUUCAAAUCUCAAGGAUUUUUAAGCAUUGAUGGUGGGUAUGAUCAAUAA